Messenger RNA from Monodelphis domestica (gray short-tailed opossum), 5078 nucleotides. It is a transcript of the gene PPARG, whose product is annotated as peroxisome proliferator activated receptor gamma. Gene Ontology annotation, biological process: fatty acid metabolic process; negative regulation of inflammatory response; positive regulation of fatty acid metabolic process. Gene Ontology annotation, molecular function: RNA polymerase II cis-regulatory region sequence-specific DNA binding; nuclear receptor activity; zinc ion binding. Gene Ontology annotation, cellular component: nucleus. The record is from RefSeq and is a predicted model, not a curated record. NCBI's taxonomy places the organism in Eukaryota, Metazoa, Chordata, Mammalia, Didelphimorphia, Didelphidae.
GUUCUGUAGAGCCUGGGGCUGAGUGCCUGUGGCCAGGAGCACUCCUGUUGCCGGGUGUCCCGGAGACAGGGGCACUCACGCGGCUGAGUGUCCCAGGGCCAGGAACACUUGCGCGGCUGGAUGCCCUGGGAUCAGGGCUCCCUCUUUGGCCAUUGUAUCUCGGGCUAUGGGGGUCACGGAGUUGGGCGCCCUGUGAUAGAAUGUCACAGGCGUGCCCAGUGGCCCGAGUUUAAGGGUAUGUGGGGUUGUGUGGGCUAGGGCCACUAAAAGGGACUCGCAACUUGUGUGACCCGAGCUGAGGGGAACUCUGGGCCGGGAGGACGCCGCAGGGUGCGUGUUCUGUGGCCUGGGAUAAGGACCUGGGGUCUUGUGUCACGGAAGAGAGGAGACCACUGAGGCUUGGCUCCUGGGCUAAGGAAGACAGGGGCCGAGUGUCCUUGGAGAGGGGUCACAGAACUUAAGUGACUUGGGGUCAGAGGGAGCUGAGUCCAAAGAUCUUAGAAUAAGGAAAGUUGGGGUUGUGGAUCGGUGUCCCCUGAGACUGGGGGAGAAAAAAGUUUUCUGGGAGACAAUCUGCCCCGUGUGAAGAACGGACGCCAUGCAAGUGACUCCCUGGGGCCUUGCCGAACUAGUCAUGGGGACAGAGCAUCUGUCUUUCUGUCUGACCGUCCCUCGGUCCGGUCUGCCCUGGAGUUGUAGUGCUGUGAGGGAACAGGUGAUGACAACCCCCAGACCUGACCUACUAAGGGGAGCGUACACGGGGCAGGAAGAGCCCAGGGAUGCCAGCCUGCUUCCGAGCAGCGGGAUGAGCGCUGGUACUAGAAGCUCCCAAGUGUGCUGGGUGCUGCCAAGCCGCGUCCCUCGAUGCUAUGUGGGCAGGGAGCUGGAGAGACAGCAGCAGGCUCUCUGCUCUUCUGGACUCUUGGGGAAAACGAGGUCGGUCAGGCAAAGACAGAUGACAGGUCCCCUUGGUGCCAGGGGUGGAAGGUGGGUGUGAGUGAAGAAGAGAAAUGUGGUACUUUGUGCCUUGGCUUGUGGGGAGGGGCCAGGGAAAGAGAGCCGGAAACUGGGAGUCACCAAGCCACGGCUUUUAUAUGGGGUCAGGUAAAGAGGAGGAGCAGCUGCUCCUGUUGGAUCCGAAGGGGUAGGAGGGCUGCGUCGGCACCUUCAACUUUACUGACUUCUACUACUUGGAUCCGAAGGGGGCAAAGUUGAAAGCACAUUUAUACAACGGGAAGACAGUUUUCUAGAUUGAGUCAACUUAGAAGGCAUUGCCAUGGUUGACACAGAGAUGCCAUUUUGGCCCACCAACUUUGGGAUCAGCUCUGUGGAUCUGUCUGUCAUGGAUGACCAUUCCCACUCCUUUGACAUCAAACCCUUCACCACUGUUGACUUCUCCAGCAUUUCCACCCCACAUUAUGAAGACAUUCCAUUCACAAGGGCUGACCCAAUGGUUCCUGAUUAUAAAUAUGACCUGAAACUCCAAGAAUGCCCAAGUGCUAUCAAAGUGGAACCUCCAUCCCCUCCUUACUAUUCUGAAAAAACUCAGCUCUACAAUAAACCUCAUGAAGAGUCUUCUAACUCCCUUAUGGCCAUCGAAUGCCGAGUCUGUGGGGAUAAAGCUUCUGGGUUCCACUAUGGAGUGCAUGCUUGUGAAGGCUGCAAGGGUUUCUUCCGAAGGACAAUUCGUCUGAAACUCAUCUAUGAUCGGUGUGAUCUGAACUGUCGGAUCCAUAAGAAGAGUAGAAAUAAAUGUCAGUACUGCAGGUUUCAGAAGUGCCUCGCUGUGGGGAUGUCCCAUAAUGCGAUCAGGUUUGGGCGGAUGCCACAGGCCGAGAAGGAGAAGCUGUUGGCGGAGAUCUCUAGUGAUAUCGACCAGCUGAACCCCGAGUCUGCUGAUCUCCGAGCCCUGGCAAAACAUCUGUAUGACUCAUACAUAAAGUCCUUCCCUCUGACCAAAGCCAAGGCGAGGGCGAUCUUGACAGGAAAGACGACAGACAAAUCACCAUUUGUUAUUUAUGACAUGAACUCCUUGAUGAUGGGAGAAGACAAGAUUAAGUUUAAGCACAUCACUCCUCUGCAGGAACAAAGCAAAGAAGUAGCCAUUCGUAUUUUCCAGGGGUGUCAGUUCCGCUCCGUGGAGGCGGUCCAGGAGAUUACAGAGUAUGCCAAGAGCAUUCCAGGUUUCAUCAACCUUGAUUUGAAUGAUCAAGUGACCCUCUUGAAGUAUGGUGUCCAUGAGAUCAUCUACACGAUGCUGGCCUCCUUGAUGAAUAAAGAUGGGGUUCUCAUAUCCGAAGGCCAAGGAUUCAUGACAAGGGAGUUUCUGAAGAGCCUGCGAAAACCCUUUGGUGACUUUAUGGAGCCCAAGUUUGAGUUUGCUGUCAAGUUCAAUGCACUGGAAUUAGAUGAUAGCGACCUAGCAAUAUUUAUAGCUGUCAUCAUCCUCAGUGGAGACCGCCCUGGUUUGCUGAACGUAAAGCCCAUUGAGGACAUCCAGGAUAACUUACUACAAGCCUUGGAGCUCCAGCUCAAGCUGAACCACCCAGAAUCCUCCCAGCUCUUUGCCAAGUUGCUUCAGAAAAUGACAGACCUCAGACAGAUUGUAACGGAGCAUGUCCAGCUGUUGCAAGUCAUCAAGAAAACAGAGACAGACAUGAGCCUUCACCCGCUCCUACAAGAAAUCUACAAGGACUUGUACUAGUGAAGGAGUCCUAGCCCACUGACAUCUUGUUCCUUCUUCCAAUUGCACUAUUUCUUUGAGGGAAAAACAUGAGAUGCCUAAGAAAUUACUGUGAAAAAAAAAAGCAUUUUAAAAAGGAAAGAGCUUUAGAAUAAUAAGAUCUAUUUUAUGCAUAUUGUUUUUAAAGACACAUUUACAAUUUACUUUUAAUAUUAAAAAGUGACUAUAUCAUGAAAUUGUUGGCAGUAUUUGGAGAAUGAGUCUGGUGUCCUGGGGUUGUGUCUUGUUUCUGUUUUUAUUUUAGCCUUUCUUUUUUUCAGUAUUCUGAUUUUUUUUUAAACUAUGGAUGGCACUGCCCAUAAAUCUUCAUCAUAAAAUAAAUUAAUUUCUUUGACUCCAUCUACAGGAACCAUUCUAAAACAUCUGAUAUCACGUGUUCCCGAAGUCCUCUGAGGAUUCCACUGCAGACCUUUCUGAAUUUGUAUUUCUCAAUCUGGAUUUGAUUAAAAAACAGGGGUAGGUUCUGUCCCAGGAUGCUUGACUUCAUUAAGAAGCAAUCCUUCCAUGACCCUGUACCUAAUUUCCAGUGCUAUGAGAUGCACCCAAUAUAUGCAUCCUGUGCAUGUAUUAUAAAUGUAUCCCAUGAUCCUAGGGCUGGAGCUAAAAGGGACCUCAGAGACCAACUAGUUCAACUUCUUGUUUUCUGGUUGAGGAAACUGAGGCAGAUAAAAAUGACUUACCCAAGAUUAUAUAGGAAGUAAGCACCAAAGGCAGGAUUUAAAUCUUGUCCCUUUGCCUCUGGAACCAAAUGCUCUUUCAACUGCACCAUAUUGCCUUCAUCUCUGUCAAGUAUUUAUUGAAUAUCUGUUGUAUACCUGAAACUGAACUAGGCACUGUGGGAGACCUGAAUGCCAUAGUCCCUGCCCUUAAGGUCAGAGUACCUUUGAGAAGACAAAACCAGCAUUCAUGCACCAACUAUUUGCCAGGUACCAUGCUAGUUGCUGAGGAUACAAAGAAAAUGAAAAUGUCCCUGUUCCAAAGACCUUACAUUCCACAAGAGGAAAUAAGAUGGGCUCAGAUAAAUCACUAAAAAAUAAAUUAAAAAUACAAGGAAAUUCACAGAAGAGAAUAUACUAACAACUGAGGAGAUGGGAAAAGGCCUUGGAUAGGAAAGGGGUGUUAAUCUGAGAAUUAAAAGAUGCUAGAGAGGCAGCAAGGUGGCACAGUAGACAAAGCACCAGACCAGGUCAUAAAGACCUGUGUUCAAAUUUGACCUCAGACACUUCCUAGCUGUGUGAUCCUAGGCAAGUCACUUAACCCCAAUUGCCUAGCCCUUGCCAAUCUUCGUUCUUAGAACUGAUUCUAAAAAGAAAAGUGUUUUAGAAAAAAGAAGAAUUUAGAGAUCUAAGAAGCAAAAGUGAGGAGGGGAUUAAUUCUAGGCAAGAGGGACAACUUUUUUCAAAGACUUAGGGGUAGGAGAUGGAAUGUUGGAUACAGGGGACAGCAAGUAGGCAACUUGAGUUAGAAUGUAUACUGCAUGCAAGGGAAUGAGUGUAAAUGGCCUGGAAAGACAAACUGGAGCCAGAUUUUAGACAAAGGAAUCAGUGUUUUUUGUCUAGAGAUGACAGAAAGUCAGUGAAGUUUCGCUAGCAAGGGAAUGACUUGAUUAAUUCUGUGCCUUCAGAAUAUUAAUUUGAUGGCCAAGAGAAGACUGAGAUGAAAAGAGAAGACUGGAGAUGAAACCAAUAAGUAGGCUAUUAAAAGAGUCUUAAGUAAAGGAAAGUGAGGGACUAACUAGAGUUAUGCUUGUGGUGUGAAUGAAGAGAAAAGAACACAUAGGAGGAAUAUUGAGGAGGCCAGUCAACAAGACUUGGAAACUGAAUCAUUGUAGGGAUAGGGUAGAGAGAAGAGCCAGGAAAAUUCUGAUAUUACAAAUUGAGGUGAUUGAAAGACUAGGGAUGUCCUCAGAAGCAGGAGAAAGGAAAAGGAGAAAGAGGAUAAGUUCUAUUUUGGACAUGUUGAGUUUUGGAUACCUAUGGGACAUACAUGAAACAGCUGAAGACUAAUUGGUAGUGUGUAAUUAAGUGCCAAGUGAGUGGUACAAGCCACAAGAGGAAUCCAAAAGGAGGAAAAGAUCAGUGAGAACAGGAAGAGUCUUGAAAGGCUGCUGGAGUAGAUUGGACUUAAGCUAGACUGAGGACAGGAGUUUUUAACCUUUCUUUACUUCCUGUGCACUCUUGGGUGCUUGACACCAUACCUGGCUUGGUUUUUAACCUCUGUGGGGAGGCUGGGAGGGGUCAUGGACCCCUUUGGUGGUUUGGUGAAAUCUAUGGACCUCUUCCCAGAAUUAUGUUUUAAAAUGCAUAAAAUAAAAUACAUAUGAUUACAAAGGAAA